AAACGGAGGUGGGAGAAUAUCAUCGUUACUCAUCAGUUUCCAAAAUCGAAAGAUCCGGAUGCCCACGUCGGCUGCGGCGGUGCUCUUACCACGGCCGCCACCGCCACCGCCGCCGCCGGCGGGGGCACCGACCGAGCCCGACGACGACGAAGGCUCCCUCCAUUCCCUCCUCGCCUCCCUCUCCUCCUCCUCCGCGCUCCGCCUCCUCCCCUUCCCACUCCUCGCCUUCUCCCGCCUCCGCCGCCACCUCCCGCCCGCCGCAGGCACCUCCCACCUCCUCCUCCGCCCCGUCGCCGCUCUCCUCCAUCACCACCGCUCCCACCUCCGCCUCGGCGUCCAGCUCCACGCGCUCUCCCUCUCCCUCGGCCUCUCCCGCCACCCCAUCCUCCUACCGCGCCUCCUCUCCGUCUACACCUCCCACCCCUCCCUGCUCCCCUCCGCCGCCUCCGUCGCCGCCGACUCCACGCUCCCGCUCCCCUACAACGUCCUCAUCUCUUCCUGCCUCCGCCAUGGACUCCCGCUCCAGGCCCUGGCGGCCUACCAGGAAAUGGGCAAGAACGGCGUGCUCCCGGACGUCUUCACCUACCCCUCCGUCCUCCGCGCCUGCGCUGAGGCCAGAGAACUCGUGCUCGGGCGGGCGGUGCACAUGCACGCCGCGGGCGCUGGGAUGGACGGGAAUUUGUUUUUCCAGAACGCGCUGAUGUCAAUGUAUGCCAAGUGUGGGGAUCUUGCCUCUGCACGCAAGGUGUUCGACGGUAUGGUCCAGAGGGAUGUGGUAUCAUGGAAUUCAAUGAUAUCAAGCUAUGCAGCGGUCGGGCAAUGGGCAGAGGCUAUGGAGCUGUUUCGGAGGAUGCGAGAUGAGGGGACAGAGGUGAACUCGGUGACUUGGAACACUAUCGCCGGGGGGUAUAUUCAGAUGCGUGAUUACAGGGCAGCGGUAGGGCUUAUUAGGGAGAUGGUUAGAGGUGGUGCAGAGGUGGAUUACGUGACACUGGUGAUUGGUUUGAAUGCUUGCUCACGAGUUGGGUGGCUGAGGCUUGGAAAGGAGAUCCACGGGCUGGCAGUGCGUAUGUGCUGUGACCAAGUUGAGAGUGUCAGCAAUGCGUUGAUCACGAUGUAUGCUAGGUGCAAGGAUAUGGAGUGUGCUCGCAUGUUGUUCAGGAUGCUGGAGUGCCCUGGGGUGGUGACGUGGAAUACAAUGCUAUCUAGUUUUGCACUGUCAGAUUGUGCAGAAGAGGCUUCUAGUAUUUUCCGUGAAAUGAUAUGCAGAGGUGUGAAACCUAAUUAUGUUACUGUUGUUACCUAUCUUGCUCUUUGUGCCCGUGUUGCAAAUCUUCAACAUGGGCAGGAACUUCACGGUCACAUUGUUAAGCAUGGUUUCAAAGGGUAUCGCUUGUUAUGGAACUCCCUUAUUGACAUGUACUCCAAAUCAGGGAGGUUGUCGGUAGCACAAAAUGUCUUUGAUACCAUGGAUGACUGUGAUAUGAUAUCUUACACAUCAAUGAUAGCAGGAUAUGGAAUGCAAGGUAAAGGAACAGUUGCACUUCGCCUUUUUGAGCAGAUGAUUGAUAGUGGGAUCAAGCCCGAUCAUAUAAUCAUGGUCACUGUACUCUCCGCGUGUAGCCACUCUGGACUUGUGCUUGAAGGAGAAGAACUUUUUAACAAGAUGGUCAUUUCAUAUGGUAUUAAACCCCAGAUGGAGCAUUAUUCUUGCAUGAUUGAUCUAUACGCACGUGCUGGACUAUUGGAAAAAGCAGAGGAAAUGCUUGACCAUACCCCUUUUCCUCCAACGUCGACUAUGUGGGCAGCAUUAGUUGGGGCUUGUCAUGACAGAGGCAACAUAGAAAUUGGUGAAAGGGCAGCAAGGAAACUUUUGGAAAUGAGGACAGAGAAUGCUGGGCACUAUGUUCUGAUUGCUAACAUGUAUGCAGCUGCUGGUUGCUGGGAUGAACUAGCAACAGUCAGGAAACUAAUGCGUGACUUAGGUGUCACAAAAGCACCUGGGUUAGCAUGGACUGAUCUUGGCAAUGGGUUCACCCCUUUUUUAGUUGGAGAUAGAUCAAACCCUCUAGCACCGGAGAUCUAUGUGGUUUUAGAUGAAUUAUCUGAGCAAAUGAGGAAUAUCAAUAAUUGCAGUGAUCUAGACAUAUUAGCGGAAAACAUAGAAUAAACAGGUAAUGAUAGGACGUGAAGGAAAUGUUCUUGCUUUUUGUGUAGUAGAGAUCACAAUGAACUCCAAAAAUGAGAUGGUGCAGUGAGUCACAAAGAUCCAAAAAAUGAAGCAGCAGCACAUAGAUAUAUGGAUCAAUUCUGGAGAAAAUUGCUACAAAAUGGACACUGCAACAUAUGUAGGUUUCUAACUGAUAUGUCAAUUGCUUGCAUUGCCUUUUGAAACUGCAAAAUAAUGUGCUCAAGUCAAUUGCCCACAAGACACUUACUUUUCUUGGCUAGUGAUACAUCUUAGACACCAUCUUGAAGCACAUUUGAUUUUACAUCAAUGUGGUUAUUGGUUUCCCUUCGUUAAUACACAAUAAUAUGCCGUUGUCACACUUUCCAUGCAGCCUUAAUCUGGCCCAAGAUUUUUUUUUCAACAAAAAAGAAGCUUUCUAGUAGAUAGUAUUAUUUGUCCUUUCAUUUAUUAGAUCAAAAUUAAUUCAACACACGAUCAUAUACUAUCAGAAGUAGUUACAAAAUUCAUCUAAGAUUGAUAGAACCAUGUAAUAAUUGUUAUCUGAGGAUGAGAACUGUAUCUUAUCAGUUUGAUUAGAAAUUGGUCCUAAUUUCAUGAUAGUGAUACCCUGCCUAGAUCGAUUCAGUGAUAUUUACAACAUUUCCGUUUACUUCUAGAUGAAUACAAUAUUUCAAUCUUUUCCCAGAACACAAUUAAUUGACUCCAGACCAGUAAUUUUGGUACAGCAAUCUCCUGUUAAGUUCAAUUUCACUGAACUUAGGAUAAACCUGCUUGAAUGUACUGAGAAAGGAAUCCUGUUGGUAACCACUGUUUGCCUUCAAUUUUCUGGUUAAACUUUUAAACUGUUUAGGCUCAUGUUCUACAAAGUAGUUAUCAUUUAAUUCCACGUCUUCUGCUUUCCUUCUGAAGACUACUGAUAUAGAGCACAAUACUUUGUUAACUUUUCCUUGAUUGUUGAUCCCUCUUUUCAAUACAUGAUGAUAUUUAGAGUUGAAGUUACAUUAAAUUUCCCAGAUAGCUCAUUUGAUGGACAACAUAAUUGUUGUAUUUUUUUUUUGUAACCCUGAGUUACAAAACCAAGCAUAAAUUGGUAUUCUUCCCUUCCAUGUAUCUUGUUUCUUGGAACUAGAUUUUGCACUAUCCUCUCAUCCUCUGCUAAAAUAAAACUGGAACUAUUAUUAUUGCUAUUUAACUAUGUGAAGCUGAAAAGUUUUUACUGCUGCUGCUGUUUUCAACAGUAAUAAAAGGAUUGAUUAUAUGUGAAAUUCUUAUAUUUGGCAGGUUCAUGGUGUGCGGAAGCCUAAGUAAAAUUUGUAUACGACCUUUCUAUAUUACAUUACACUAGCCAUAAAACGGAUACUUCAAUUAGUUAGGCUUACUUUUGAAUUGUGUUGGCCUGCAACAUGUGGUUAUUUUCACUACCUUUGGAUGUAUUACCUAACUGAUAACCUCCUUAAUAUUGCUAUAACAGAACUAUUUUAGCAGAAUAGGUAAAGAUUCUCUCAACUAGCUACAUUCCAAUUUCCAAAGCUGCACUACACCGAAGUCAGUAAAGGAAACCUGGCCAUUUUGCUCAAAUAUGAUCAAACUAGACACACAAGCACAGAAAACUCAAAUACGAUUCUGCCUUGGACAUUGGAAGCACACAGAAGCUCAAAUAGGAUCCAGCUUCCACAGAGCAUAGACAAAUAUAUCUGCCCGCUUAGGUGAUGUGGCAUCCCAAUCGGCACAUGAGUUUGAUGCCUCUAUGUCUACCUAUGUCUACCUAAAGGCAGCUAAUACUUAGCAGAAGACGCAGCAAAAGGUUGCAAGUACUGCAGUGUACACAAACAAGCCAUUGCCAUCAGCAAGGGAUUGGGAUGCAUGUGUGGCAGUGACGGCCAUGGAAUUCUGAUUGGACAAAUUGGAGGCUGGAAUGGAAGUGCUUUCCCUUGGUUCAGCCCACUAGAGAUGGAAACGAUGCAAUUCCAUAUGGUUGCAAGGGAAGUGAUCGUAGCAGUUACAGGAGAGAGCGGAAUAGAACUACUGAACUAGGAGGGGCUGAUAUGCAGUCAGGUUUAUCCUGUGGCAGCCAUGUCACCUAACACAAGGAUUCACUCUCUUGACAAAAUCUCCGCUGAAAUUUGGUUGAGAAUUGCUGAUCUUGGCUGACGUCUGGUAGGAAAAUAAAAAAGAAUACCUGAUUUUCUUUUCAAAAUUUCUGCUUCUUCACAUUAUCACACUGGUUUAACUCUAUCUAGAAGGGGAAAUUGGAGUCUAGAACAGCUUCAAGAAGGUGAAAUUGGUGUCAUUAGUUUUCUUUUUCUAAUAAACAUUCAAGAAGGGGAAAAUCGCCGGUUACCGCUUUUCAUAGCCUCUACUUGAAAUUAUUGUAAACAGGGAGUGUUGACCCUGCUUAGAACUAUUUAUUAGAUCACCAAUUUUAUGUGAUUUGCAUUAGAUACAGGUGAAAUAAGUAAUAUGUUUUGAAGUUGAGGGUGAGAAUUAGAAUCUGAAAAGAGUUGGACGAAAUGUAGAUGUUUUUCCAAUCGCUUGAUUCUAUAAUCCUCCACUUGUCGUUUUGUGUUUUUA
Molecule: messenger RNA, 4762 nt
Organism: Oryza sativa Japonica Group (Japanese rice)
Lineage: Eukaryota; Viridiplantae; Streptophyta; Magnoliopsida; Poales; Poaceae
Product: pentatricopeptide repeat-containing protein At1g71490
Biological process (GO): RNA modification
Cellular component (GO): intracellular membrane-bounded organelle
Molecular function (GO): protein binding; RNA binding
Source: RefSeq, a predicted model, not a curated record